Molecule: messenger RNA, 4003 nt
Organism: Vespa crabro (European hornet)
Lineage: Eukaryota; Metazoa; Arthropoda; Insecta; Hymenoptera; Vespidae
Exons: 15
Coding region: 224-3694 (1156 amino acids)
Molecular function (GO): protein binding
Source: RefSeq, a predicted model, not a curated record
AAGAAGAAGAGGAAAAGGAAGAGGAAGAGGAGGAGAACUGAGUUGGAAGAAGAAGAAGAAGAUUACCCGGCGCCGGGUUCCGGGAUCAAGUUCGAUUCACUGUAGCGAGGAAGGGUAGUCGCGAGAAAGAUCUUCAAGGGAUCUUCUCGUUGUAUCUCAGACUUUGUGAAGUUACCACGGAAGAAGGUAACACGCUGGACCCUACACAACUUGAUUUGAUAGGAUGACAUUGAAACUGAUCACUGGGAUCAAUUUGGUCCUGAUUGCCUUUAUUCUACCGCAACACGUCUAUUCGAACAAACAAUCUAAGUUUCGACAGUUAAAGCCAGGUUGCAGAUACGAUGGCCGUCGAUAUGAGGAUGGUACUAUGGUGAAUACUACCGAGCCCUGUUUGCAAUGUCGAUGUAUCGAAGGUGCACUCAGAUGUCGACUAAGAGUUUGUCCACGUCUACCAAAUUCUCCGCCCCCUGGUUGUCACAUUCGACAACCCGAAGAAAACGUUUGCUGUGCCGAACUGAUAUGCGGUGGACCACGUGAUACGGGGAACACGUUGCGCAGAGCCAAUACCGAAACAUCGGAGGAAACAUCGUUGGAUGAAGGUUGCCUUCACGAAGGUGUUAGAUACGGACCGGGCUCGGCUAUGAAGGGAUCUCGUAGAUGCGAAUAUUGUUAUUGCAUUUCCGGUGCAAGACGAUGCAUCCGACCAAAAUGUUUAUUACCCCUACCGGGAUGCAUCCCCCUUUACACCCCUCAUUCCUGUUGUCCCGUCGCUUACAAUUGCACGCAUUCACGAGCAUCAACGUCCGCACCGCCAUUUGCCAAUGGAUGUCGUGUAGGAGAUCGUGAUUAUGGGGAAGGUGAAAUGGUACGUGAAAUCGAUUGGAAGACUCCCUGUGAUAAUUGUUUUUGUGCUAUGGGCACCGUAAGAUGUGUACCAUUAGCCUGUGCACCACCAUUACAAGGUUGCAGCCCGAUUGUCCGUAACGGACAGUGUUGUCCUUCUACCUACAACUGCAGCGGUAGCAUCGAGGUUAAGGCCACCCAGAAUUACGCUUCUUAUGCCUUCAUCAGCAAGGACUAUGCCAAGUUUCGCAAGGAGACUAAUUUCUUCCCUGUGAUCGACCGUACGACGAUUCCAUCCGUCGAAGGACGAGGUCAUCGAAUAGUGGACGAAAGGAUCGAUGGUAGGACGAUCAUUGUCGAUGGUGAAUCCUCUGUUACCGAUGACUCGACAUCCUGGCCUUCGACCUUCCCGACCGAAAUAAUGGACAACGAGAUCCUGAUCGAGACGGUGCCCUACACGAAAUCGAUCUUCGAACCAAGUGUAUCAACCACUUCGAACGACGAGAUAACCACUAAUACGGUACGAACGAUAUCGGAUUCGAUUUCGUUGAAUAGAGAUCUUAAUGGAACCACCGAGUUUUCAAAGAUCUAUUCUACCAGCGCUAUUACGGAAACCUCGUUCGUUAUAGCCAACGAUUUACAAUCAACCGAAGAGAUGACGACGUCGUCGUCGUCGACGUUAGAAUCUACGACGUUACCUAUCGACAACUUUUCGUCGAACGUCUCGAAAAAUUACGAUUUAAACUCGACGAGAAACGAGGAUAAAGUCGAUCGAAGGGACGAGAGAGAAAGUAGUACUACCGAGAUUAACGAUGAACUUUCGACUAAAUUGGAGAUUACGACGAUUUUGGAAAAUGAAGAAAUUACGACAGGAAAUAUCGAUAAAGGACCCGUCAGCGGUUCAUCGUCGACUAUACUCAUGCCGGAUGACAUCCUCGCGGUGAACGUGACAGUGAAGACGAAUGUCUCGGUAGGGCAUAUACAGGGUGUCACGAUAAAUCCAAUUAGAUCCAUUCCGCCGGAUGUCGAGGCUAUUCUGAACAUCACUCAUCGCGAGAAGGGCGAGGACUAUAGCGAGUACGAUUACAGUGCACCGACUUUACCUCCGUCAUUACCGAACGUCAGGAUAAUUCCGUUCGUCGCUGCUGACGCCUUAGUGAAGGACAAAGACGUUCCAUCGGCCGUCACAGGAUAUCCUUCCGGUUCGGUAGUCGUGCCUCCUGAAUUGCGGCCAACCGACACGUCUGGCUUUUACGAUAUUGCCACUCAGGAGAACGGGUUCAGUCCUCCUAUCGAGACCGAAGGUGGAUUCGUACCAAGGGAACCACCGUAUUUUGAUAGUUCUUAUCAUUCGACGGAUUUAAAUCUAGAAAUUGGUACUGGUGUAACCGUAGUCCCGGCACAGAUUACUGGACCGCAUCGUAAAAACGGUGACUUGGCCAGUAAUUGUCUCUUCGAAAGCCAUGAGUAUCGUCACGGUGAGAUCCUACCUAGUACCGGUAUUUGCAUAAUUUGCAUGUGCUAUUACGGGAACGUCGUGUGCUCUGGCGAAAAGUGUCCGCCGCUUAAGAUUGGUUGCCAGAGGCUUAACACGGCUGAGGGAUGUUGCGGAAAAAUCACGUGCGUGAACGCCGAAGAAUCGCCAACGGUAGUCUUGGAUCGUGUAGACUCAACUGCUCCCUCUCAACGACAACCAAUCGUAUCUCCUGAUCCCUUUCGCGACGUCAUCAAAACGAAACCAGCCCCGGAUUUGCCUUCUCUCAUGGAAGACAUGAUACCUUAUCUGGUUGAGCAUGGUAUCACAACUCCUAGGCCAACUACAACUCCAAUGACGACAGAUACUAUAUUACGAAAUCAAGGAGGAUCAUCUCAACAUAUUCACAAGCAUAGUUCCAAUUUCGAUUAUAUGGAUAAAUUACCGUUAAUUCAUUCGCCCUAUGAUUACGUACAAGAAAUUGAUAUUUCUCUUCAACCACCAAAAAAUUUGCAAAACUUUAACGACACCCCGCAGAACAAAUAUCCGAGCUCGUUGAUAUAUAAAAUUAUAGAUCCUAAUGUUUCCAAUGUUUACAAACAUGAUCAAUCGUCCGGUUUACCGAAUAUAAUUACUCAUACGGACAAUAAUACUUUUUUCAAUAUUUCCGAUAUAUUAAAAGGUAAUACGAAUCAAUGGAAUAAUUCUAUCACGGAAAUAGAAAAAUCAAAUGGAAAUAAGAACGGGACAACUAUGAUCGUUGAAUCGACUAUACGUACGCCCACGUCAACUACGAAAAUAUUGGAAUCUGAAAAGGACAAUAUAUUCUCAUUGGACAAUGUACUUGAACUUCUAUUCACGUCGGAUGAUUUUUCUUACAACGAACAAUUUAACGAAACUACAAAAGCACCUGUUAUUAAUAGUACUAGCGGUAGUGCUAAUGCAACCACUAUUACUACUACUACCAAUGGUACUACUAUUAUUACUAAUAGUAUUACCGCUUCUACUUCUACUACUGUGAUCUCACCAACAAAGAAAAUGUCUUCCACUCAAACCGAAGGAUUUUCAUUGAAGGAUCAGGAAAUUCGCAAUCAGGAUGUCGGUAUCUCCUUUACAAGGACGAGCUCGCCUACGACUUUAAGCUCGACGAAGUUCGUUGAUAUAACGACGACGAAAUACGGAAACACCGACGAGGUGUCCUCGAAGAUCCUUGACAACGAAAUACCCGUAUCCGUGAGUGGUCUUCUUAAGUUAGCAGGAUGUAAUAUCUACGGGCGGAUGUACCGUGUCGGCAGGAUCAUUACCGAGCUCUCGAGUCCUUGCCUCGAAUGUAGAUGCACGGAAAUUGGAGUCCAAUGCAAACAACUCGAGUGUUGAUCAUGAUCAAUCGAAUGAUACACGAACGAUGACUACGACUAAGCUAAAUAAGUCCCCCGCGAACGAUCAUUAAACGAAAAUUUUUCUUUAAUAAUUUUCUUCUUUUUCUUCUUCUUCUUCUUCUUCUUAUAUAUUUUUUUUUCUAUCUCAUUUUUAUUAUAUUUUUACGUACAAACAUUUACGUCGAGCUAGAUUUACCUGUUGUCUGAUCUACUUUCUUUUUCUUCUUUUCUCUCGGUUUCUUUUUCUUUUUUUUUUUUGGUUGAAAGUAUUGAAAAAAAUGAAAGAAAGAACGAAAUGAAAAUAGGA